Molecule: messenger RNA, 1672 nt
Organism: Ziziphus jujuba (common jujube)
Lineage: Eukaryota; Viridiplantae; Streptophyta; Magnoliopsida; Rosales; Rhamnaceae
Exons: 11
Coding region: 118-1440 (440 amino acids)
Molecular function (GO): protein binding
Source: RefSeq, a predicted model, not a curated record
UUUAAAAACAAAAAAUAAAUUAGAAUCCAUUUCGCAUUUUUGUCUAGUUUUCUCUCUUAGGCUCUCUCCCUCCCUUAUUCUGAAACCAUCUGCGAACAAGAGCAGCUCGCGAAAUCCAUGGCUAGGGUUCCAACCAAGCACGGUCGCGAUCAAGCUCUGGAUUUCCAGGGGUUUUUGAAUGACUUGCAGGAUUGGGAACUUUCCCUUAAAGACAAAGACAAGAAAAUGAGACCUCAAGCUUCCGACAAGGUUUCAUCUUCCGGGAAAACUAGAGUAACUGGUGAAGACAGGAAACGUGGCUCAGGGCCAUAUGACUACGCAAGGAGUUAUGACGCAAUUAAUAGUAUAUCAAGUAGUUUCAGUUCUGAUGAUAGUCUACCUGAUGCUGCUUCAGAGAAAGAAUUGGGUAAUGAGUAUUUUAAGCAGAAAAAAUUUAAGGAAGCCAUUGAUUGUUACUCCAGAAGCAUUGCCUUGUCACCAACUGCAGUUGCUUUUGCGAAUAGGGCAAUGGCCUAUCUGAAAAUCAAAAGCUACCAGGAGGCUGAAAAUGACUGUACAGAGGCCUUGAAUUUGGAUGAUCGUUACAUAAAAGCAUACUCACGGAGAGCGACUGCGAGAAAAGAACUUGGAAAACUAAAAGAAUGUCUUGAGGAUGCUGAAUUUGCCAUGAGGUUGGAGCCUCACAACCAAGAAAUCAAGAAGCAGUAUUCUGAGGCCAAAUCGUUAUAUGAGAAAAAUAUUCUUCAGAAGGCUUCUGUAGCACUGGAAAAUACCGUACAGAAAUUUCAGAAAGUUGGAAAAUCAGAUGCCAAAGUAAAUGGACAGGGUACCCACCCUGUCUCAGUACAAGAAAUUCAGGAAGGAAGAACAUCAGAUGCCAAAGUAAAUGGUCAUCCCAUACAGCCUGUCUCAAUUGCUACUCAAUCGACAGAAAUCGCUGCAGCUCAAGAUCGCAGCAAGCAGAGAAACCAUGUAACUAGAAAACAAGAGUUGCAGACAUCUGUGCAAGAGAUUGCUUCUCGAGCUGCUUCUAGAGCGAAGAUUGAGGCCGCAAAAAAUAUUACACCACCAAAGUCAGCUUAUCAAUUUGAGGUUUCUUGGCGAGGAAUUUCUGGUGAUCCUGCUUUGCAGGCUAGUCUGUUGAAGGCUGUACCUCCCAGUGAGUUACCUCAGAUAUUCAAAAAUGCUUUGACUGUUCCCAUUCUAGUCGAUAUCGUCAAGUGUGUUGCAACCUUUUUCGGUGAAGAAAUGGACCUCGCUGUAAGUUUUUUGGAAAAUUUAACCAAGGUCUCAAGAUUUGACGUGCUUAUGAUGUGUCUUACAUCCACUUACAGAGCAGAUCUUGCUAAGCUAUGGGACGAGGUAUUCUGUAACGAGGCAGCCCCAGUUGAAUACGUGGAGAUUCUGGAUAAGCUACGUUCGAAGUACUGCCUUAAGUGAUAUAACAAGUAUAAAGAGAUAUUGAUUUGUCUGAGUUCCGAAUAUCUGUAAUCGAGUUCAUUGUAAAUAAUUCUUGUGAAGUGCUUUGCAACUUAUAUUCGGUAAACCAAUUUUUGUAGGUUUAACUUUUGUUGUUGCAUCUUGGUAGUGUAUGAGUUCCAUCCAUUUUGGUCAUGUUGAUUGCAGUAUUUAAUGAGGAUGCGUGGAAAGUGAAUGUGGUUAUGGCUUUCAA